Molecule: messenger RNA, 1140 nt
Organism: Fonsecaea monophora
Lineage: Eukaryota; Fungi; Ascomycota; Eurotiomycetes; Chaetothyriales; Herpotrichiellaceae
Exons: 4
Coding region: 1-1140 (379 amino acids)
Biological process (GO): cellular response to oxidative stress; protein phosphorylation
Molecular function (GO): ATP binding; calcium/calmodulin-dependent protein kinase activity; calmodulin binding
Source: RefSeq, a predicted model, not a curated record
AUGGCUUAUCUAUUCGCAGUCAUCAACAAGCGGCUUAUGGCCGGACGGGAACAUAUGGUCAAUAAUGGCCCCCUACCACCCUCAUCGAGCCUACAGCUAACAGAAGCUUUGACAGUUGACUACUUUGAAACCAUGAACAAUUUAUACCUUGUGACAGACCUUGCACUGGGCGGAGAGCUGUUCGAUCGCAUCUGCCGCAAGGGCUCCUACUACGAGUCUGACGCCGCCGACUUGAUUCGAGCAACUCUGUCUGCAGUUGCAUAUCUCCACGACCACGGCAUCGUGCAUAGAGACUUGAAACCAGAGAAUCUAUUAUUCAGAACACCAGAAGACAACGCCGACCUCUUGAUUGCGGAUUUUGGCUUGUCGAGGAUUAUGGACGAAGAACAAUUUCAUGUCUUGACCACGACAUGUGGCACACCAGGAUAUAUGGCGCCUGAGAUAUUCAAAAAGACAGGUCAUGGAAAACCUGUCGACAUCUGGGCGAUCGGUGUUAUCACAUACUUUCUCCUUUGCGGCUAUACUCCGUUCGACCGUGACUCAAACCUGGAAGAAAUGCAAGCCAUACUUGCCGCCGAUUACUCAUUCACGCCUGUCGAGUACUGGCGCAAUGUCUCCGACACUGCGAGAGACUUUAUCAAACGCUGCCUCACGAUCGAUCCGCACGCUCGCAUGACCGCACAUCAAGCUCUGCAACACCCUUGGAUCAAGCCCGACACCGACCCCACAUCUCCCGUCAAAGGGCCCGGAGACGGUCAAGACCUUUUACCAACGGUGAAGAAGAAUUUCAACGCGAGGAGAACACUCCAUAAGGCCAUCGACACUGUCCGUGCGAUCAACAAGCUGCGAGAGGGCGGCGGACUGAUGGCGGGCCACAUGGACGGUGCCAUGAGCGUGGACCCAAAACCCAAGCCCGAGAUGGUCAAUGGAAGCAAGGUCCUCAACGAUCAGGGCCAGCAGAUCCAAGGGGAGGAAGCGACGGGUGCGAAUGCCUCACAAGGCGACGCUGAUGCAAUGGAAAUCGAUUCCAGAGGGAAUGCCAGAGGCCAGACAGAGGACCAAAUCCGCCGCCAGCAGCAAAAGAUUAAUGACACGAUGUCGGGUCUGUGGGGAAAUCAGCAUGCAGCUCACGGCGACUAG